Thamnophis elegans (Western terrestrial garter snake) is the source of this 2558-nucleotide messenger RNA. RefSeq names its product CDGSH iron-sulfur domain-containing protein 2. Gene Ontology annotation, molecular function: 2 iron, 2 sulfur cluster binding. The coding region runs from base 126 to 533 and encodes 135 amino acids. Lineage: Eukaryota; Metazoa; Chordata; Lepidosauria; Squamata; Natricidae. Gene Ontology annotation, cellular component: mitochondrial outer membrane; intracellular membrane-bounded organelle. The transcript is spliced from 3 exons. The record is from RefSeq and is a predicted model, not a curated record. Gene Ontology annotation, biological process: regulation of autophagy; autophagy of mitochondrion.
AGCCACUGCUUCUGUGCGGAAAAAGAAGGGCAAAGUCCGGGGCUGGCAUGAAAGUCCCCCGCGCGAGCCGGAGGUAGCAGCCCAGCAGCCUCCAGCCCCGCCCCGCGGAACCCUCGCCCGGCGCCAUGGUGCUAGAUAGCUUGGCCCGCAUCGUCAAAGUGCAGCUGCCUGCUUAUCUCAAGCGCCUGCCGCUGCCGGAGAGCGUCGGCGGCUUCCUGAGGCUCACAGUUUCAGAAUGGCUGCGGUUAUUGCCUUUCCUGGGGGUCCUUGCUCUGCUGGGAUAUCUUGCUAUUCGUCCAUUCCUUCCCAAGAAGAAACAGCAGAAGGACAGCUUGAUUAAUCUCAAGAUCCAGAAGGAGAAUCCCAAAGUAGUAAACGAAAUCAACAUUGAGGACCUCUGUCACACUAAGGCAGUGUACUGCAGAUGUUGGCGCUCUAAAACAUUCCCUGUCUGUGAUGGCUCUCACAACAAACACAACGAGUCAACGGGAGAUAAUGUGGGCCCUUUAAUACUCAGGAAAAAAGAAGUCUAGCAAAUUCCUAAAUAUGCUGUGACUGAAGGGAAGUCCACUUGUAUAUGUAUAUGUCAGAGUUUCAAUCUUGUAAUAAUCAUAGGGUUAUAUAUAAUCUAUAUUUUUAGUCUUUUAUAUUUUAAUCUAUAUUUUUAGAUUAUAUUAAAUUUAUACUUUGUGCUAGAUGUUUGGUGAUGUGUUUUAUAUGACAAAAAUGUACUAUAUCUAUGCUCUGUGAUCAUAGCAGAAUUAUUUUUCCCAGAAGUGCAGAAAUUCUAAAAUGACAGACAGACAGACAGACACACACACACACAGACAGACAGACCUUUAUUCUAACUACAGGGUAUCAACACUACAGAUUUAACAGAUUUUAAACCAGUUGUACUCCCAGAUUGCCACAAAACUGGGAAUUUUUGGAGGUUGUCAAAGAUAGUAAUGAUUUUGGUCUUAUGUGGGUUUAGGAAUUUGCAUGCAAGCCAGUAGUUCAGUUUGAAUAUUGAGUGUGUACAGGAAUCACUUUUAUACAGAACUCCAGAUAGAUAGCCUUUGAAAUAUAGAACAAUUCAAUCUGAGAACUGCCUAUUUUAAUUGCAAAAUUCAUGAUGUUGAGUAAUAACUGGCUGCAUUAAAUGAACUAUAGUAAUUAACCUAUUUGCUACUUAACUAGCUCUUCUCUUAACAAAUUAGUUCAUGCUACAUGAACAGUAUAGCACUCUGAAUUUCAAAUAAUCUAAUGCUUUCCCCCAUAGUUUCCCAUUCUUCUUGGUCUAUAUAUCCAAUCUACCUGUACGUCUUGUACAUAGUUAAGAUCAGAUUCCCAUGUGCAAGAGUAACAUUAGGUGAUCAUGGUCCACAUUUUACAUAGUAUUAAGCUGUAUGUUCUGGAAAAUACGAAUUGCUUCAAAGGACCCAGGCAAACAAAUAAGGGAACAGCAAAUGAUGCUAGAUUGAGGUGCAUACCAACUAUUUGUUCUGUUGAAGAAAUAGGCUGAAAUCAAAACAUUCUUUGACAUUGUAUAGUCACAUAAAAAGUAAAUUUCUUUUCUCCAUCUUUCUGAAUAUCAAGGAUUCCUCCAUGAACAGAGCCCAGUUUUCUAACAAAGCAGUUUACAUUGUUAGUUUCCUAUCUGUUGAAGGGGUUGUUUAUAAAACUUAAAUGUCACAUCUGGUGUCCCAAAUAAUUCCAUUAAUUCUGUAAGUCCCUUGUCUGCAUACUUAACCAUAUGCUAGAAAUAUACAAAUGCUUACUAUCAGUUUCUUUCUAGAGAAAAAUAUUGCAUUUCCGCUUAAAGAAAAACACGCAACUGAGUAUUAUUUUCUAUGAUCGCUUUGUUUUUUAAAAAUCAGUGUUUGCAUUUUUUAUAUUUCUGAUCAUGGGAAACAAGGAUCUUUCUUGAAAUGUAUGAUACUGGACAACUAUAUGAACUAUUAACUGAAAGAAAUUCCAGCAGGUUACAAAAUGACAAAGUAAAGAAAUAUGUACCAACUCCCAAAAUUUCUCAGCCAGUCCACACAUUUUAAAUUGCCAAGGUUAAAAAACACUGAUAUAUCUACGUAAGGAAAAAAAUGUGGGUAGUUAAGCCAAUGAGCCAGUUACCUACUAUGAUUUUUACUAUUACUGAAAAUGUUCUCUUCCAACAUAACAGGAAAUUAGGUAUGUUAAAUAAUGACGAAGAACUGAGUUGUGAGAUGUCUCAUAAAAAAGAUCCCAAUGUAGUUUUCCUUUGAAGGAGAGAAUAAUUUCAAGAAAUGCCACCUUCAGUGCUAUUUUCAAACCAUUCUCAAAUGACCAGAACAAACUUCAAGAGUUCUGGGAGAUUGAUAAAUGAAAUACACAAGGUAAAAUCCAGUGCCAAGUAUAUUACUUAUUUUUAGUGACUACCUCUACAUCUAGCAUCCAGCCAGCCAGUGAGUUACAUGCAAAAGACCAAGUUACCAUCUUUUUUCUAGGUUUUCCAUCCAUCCAAUCCGGUCCAACAGAUUGGACAUGCUGCAGAUAGUUUUUUCUGCUGUAGCCCCUGCCUUAUGGGAUAUUCUGUUCUUGGA